Hyposmocoma kahamanoa is the source of this 1313-nucleotide messenger RNA. RefSeq names its product heterochromatin protein 1-like. Gene Ontology annotation, biological process: negative regulation of transcription by RNA polymerase II; chromatin organization. Gene Ontology annotation, cellular component: nucleus; pericentric heterochromatin. The record is from RefSeq and is a predicted model, not a curated record. Lineage: Eukaryota; Metazoa; Arthropoda; Insecta; Lepidoptera; Cosmopterigidae. The coding region runs from base 130 to 1122 and encodes 330 amino acids. Gene Ontology annotation, molecular function: chromatin binding. The transcript has 6 exons.
CGUUACGUUGUCGACUAUUACCUGACGAACAAAACUUACUAAAAAUAUUCUUUUCAAACUUUGUAACUGCAUCAUUUACGCACAAUAAACUGAAAUGAAGUCCAUAUUCGCAUUCGAAUUGCAGAAACAAUGGACGAGUCAAUGGAAUCCCUCUCACAGCCAGUUGACUUGAAUUUUCAAUCUAGCCAAUCUUUGUCAAAUUUGCCUCCCGACCAAGUCAGUCAACCUGUGGACUCCGCACCCACAUUUGGACCUGCUGGGGGGCAAAGACAUGAAGAGUUCUCAGUUGAAAAAGUGCUGGAUAGACGUGUUAAGAAUGGGAAAGUGGAAUAUUUGUUGAAAUGGAAAGGAUAUUCUGAUGAAGAUAAUACUUGGGAGCCAGAAGACAACCUGGACUGUCCAGAACUAAUAUCAGCUUAUGAAGAAGCUCGCAUGAAGAGGGAACGAGAAGUGGCUGCUGCAGCUGCACAAGCCGCAGCUGCUCAAGCUGCUGCCGCAGCCCAGGCUGCAGCUGCACAAGCUGCUGCUGUUGCUGCCCAAGCCGCAGCUGCAGCUGCUGUAGAGGCUGAAGAAGGCCAAUCUGCUAGAAAAAGAGGGAGACGAGCUGAAAAGAAGAAGAAAAUUGAAGAAAUUGAGAAGCCCAGGGGGUUAUUAAGAGGACUACCUCCAGAGAAAAUUCUAGCAGGGCAACUCUUCCAUGGAACGCUUUUCUUUUUAGUUAAAUGGCAAGGCUGUCUUGAACUGGAUGUGGUACCUGGACAUGAUUUGAGCCAAGCAUUUCCAGAUUUCGUCAUUGCGUACUACGAAAGGUGCGCUCCUUUCAGUGUACGACACAAAGUCGGUAAAGUGCCGAGAAUCGCACCUGAGUUGCCUCCCCCAGAAGUUCCAACUCCGGCUCCAGAGCAAACACCCAUGGACACUUCGAUGGAAGGGCCACCAACUGAACAUAUACCACAUACUCUUAACCCAGAAGACCUAGGUCUCAUGCAGAAUGUGCCAGAAACUUCUGCAGAAGAAUCCCAACCAGGUGUAGAAGUGCCUUCACUGGAACCGCAACUCGGAGCUGACAUGCCCCAACUGGGUGUAGAUCCUGAAGGCCAGAUCGAAGUUCCAGUUAACUGACUUUCGCUCUAUCAUGCUAGUAGUAAUUGCUACUAGUACUUUUUGAGUAUCUACCAAUAGGGUGUUUGACAGCUAUUGAAAAUUAAAAUACUUUUCACACUUUUACCUUCACUUUCACAUACAAACACACACAUACGUGCACAUACACACACACACGCACAAAAAUUGCCUCCAUGUCCGAACGGUUACCA